AUGGGCUCGUUGCGCGAUGAUGACAUCGAGCUGAAGUCCGAUAGUCUCAGUGUCCUACCAGUGAAUCCGAGAGAGCAAGCACGCAUUCUGCGCAAGAUGGAUUGGCACCUGUUACCUUUCGUGACGGUGUUUUUCUUGUUGUCGUUCUUAGACCGGGCCAAUAUUGGAAAUGCGACGGUUGCUGGAAUGGCUACAGACCUGAAAUUGACUGGCUUCAAGUACAACAUUGCUGCAGCCGUCUUUUUUAUCCCAUAUAGCUUUGCUGAAGUCCCCUCGAACAUCAUCCUCAAGCUAUUAAGGCCAUCGCGAUGGAUACCGUCUAUCAUGGUCACAUGGGGCAUUGUGAUGACUCUUAUGUGUCUCGUCAAUUCAUAUCGAUCUCUCGUUAUAGCCCGAGCGUUCCUCGGUUUGACCGAAGCAGGAUUAUAUCCAGGAAUAAAUUACUACAUCUGCCUUUGGUAUCCACGUUCGGAGCGGUCCAAACGUAUUGCUAUAUUCUUCUCUGCAGCGUCAGUCGCAGUUGCCUUCGGUGGACUCCUUGCGUACGGUAUCGAACGGAUGAAUGGAGUCGGAGGAUUGUAUGGUUGGCAGUGGAUGUUUUGCUUGGAAGGCAUUGUCACUGUUCUCGUCGCAGUUUUCUCUUUUUUCUACAUGCAUGAUUAUCCUGAAACGGCCAAAUUUUUGACCGAACCAGAGAGAUUAUACAUCAUAGAUGUGCUCAAACACGAUUCGAAUUCUCUUUCCUCUCUCUUCGACACUCAGUUCGUCUGGCAAGCCAUGAAAGAUUACAAGACCUACGUCCAAAUUCUCAUUUAUUUAGGGUUACUUGUCCCCGGUUAUGCCAUCGCCCUCUUUUCGCCAACCAUCAUCAACGAGCUUGGCUAUUCUGCUGCGAAUGCCCAGCUACUCUCAGUCCCACCAUUCGUUGCCGGCGCUAUCGCAACAAUCAUAGUUGGCAUCCAUUCUGACAAGCACAAUCUUCGUGGCCCGUACAUUAUCGGCGGUGCGCUCGUGUCUCUUGUGGGAUACAUCUUACUAUAUUGCUCCGUAAAAGCGGGUCCGUCAUACGUUGGAGUUUGUCUAGCUGCUGCAGGAAAUUAUCCGACCGUCGCAGUCAUUCUUGCUUGGGCUGGCUCAAAUGCGGGAGGCGACUUAAAGCGCGGAGUCGUACUAGCAAUGGUCAUUGGUAUUAGUAACCUCGGAGGUGUUUGCUCCUCCUUCAUCUAUAUUGAUCCGCCACGUUUCCACGUCGGACAUGGCACCAACAUGGGAUUUCUUUCUCUUUCAAUCAUAAUGAGUAUCUUCGCUAUGUGGAACUACAACCGGCUGAACAGAAAGAAAGAAGCGCAGUGUCUGGCGGAAAACAUUGGCGACGAUAGAAGAUACGAAUUCAAGGACAUGGGCGAUGCCAGUCCGCUUUUCAGGUACACCAUAUAAAACAUACAGCUAAAUCAAGCUGUCCUCAAGCGUUUUUUGAUAUCACCUCGGGAAUAAGACGCACCUACAUCUCAUUUGUAAUAGUACAAUGUGGCGUAGCAUAGACACUAAAUAUUAUGGGCACGUAUAAUCAGAGGUGGAUCCUAUAAGUUGACAAUAACAAUGAAGCCAACUCGUGUCUCAGAAGCACAGCCAGC
This is a messenger RNA of Suillus fuscotomentosus, 1634 nucleotides long. RefSeq names its product major facilitator superfamily domain-containing protein. The transcript has 17 exons. Gene Ontology annotation, molecular function: transmembrane transporter activity. Gene Ontology annotation, biological process: transmembrane transport. The record is from RefSeq and is a predicted model, not a curated record. Lineage: Eukaryota; Fungi; Basidiomycota; Agaricomycetes; Boletales; Suillaceae. Gene Ontology annotation, cellular component: membrane. Bases 1 to 1437 code for a protein of 478 amino acids.